GUUUACCUAAUUCAGGGUGGCCUACCAUCCCUGUCACGGACUUGUAUAGGGUGUGACAAAGGGAAUCACAGGCCCCAAAUGGAGUCACUUCUGCUGGGUCAUGUCACCAAAGCAGGGCACAAUACCUAAGCUCAUACAACUUCAGCACUACCCAGAAAUAUAGUUUUCCACUGGUCAGUGAGGAAUGUUGUGGUCAGCACCAAAAGGGUAAUCGGCCACACGAAUGGGUCCUCUGCGUCGCCCAAAAAUGAGGUAUUCCGCUGAUAAGACCUUUUUGUCCCAUAACAAAGUGACCUCGCCUGACAUAAUCCUUUUUUCUGUUUAUGAACUUCUUGUUCUACCUUUAAAAACCUUACCCUUUCUGUAGCUCUUUGUUGCUUCCCUUAACUUGCUAGAUGUGAUGCUGCCCAAUUCACAAAUGAGUGACUGAUCCUGAAGACCUUCAAAAUGCACUGGGCUGAAUUUUUAUGAUAACGGGGACUUUUGUAUUGUUCCCGACCAAUUGCAAAACUGACUCUAACGCUUCAGGCUGCAAGCAUUUGAAGAGCAACAUCUUUCCAGCAGUGCACGGCCUCCUUUGAUUUCCUAAGUGCUGGACACAUUUGAAUGAUGUGUCAUUUACCUCAGGAAGAGGAAGUGGGAGCAACUAAACUACUAGUUUUAGGCUUUGGACUUUAAAAACCAACAAAGCCGCUCCCUCCGGUAGAAGCAGCACUUUGCAGGAACUCUCCGGGACAGCUGGCCGAACUCUGGAAGUCCCUGGGGCAGAACCCCCUUCGGUGGCCGCUGUAACUCUGAGAUCUAUGGUACCCGGAAAAGCGUGGGGAUACAGGACGCAGGCAGCAGCCAAUGACGGAGCAGGACGAGGCAUUUGUGGGCAUGCGUGGCGCGUGGGGGUGGGAUUUCCGGCCUCUUCACGGUGGACGACUUUUGGCGUCAGGCUUGUUUACCCUCGGAGGUUAGAGAGUGCAGAAUCCGGGUCGAGGUGACAAACGGACAAAGCAGGAGAGGAGGCGACGUCCCUGUCGCGGACACUGCGGUCCAUGGCUCCACGACGACGCGCCCGGUCUGCCCCGCGCCGGGGCCGGGACAGGGACAACAGGCCUCAUAUCCCGAUCCGCCCACAGAGUCCGUUGGCGACGGCCGCGCCCAGGGACCCGGCUGAGGGUGGUGUGACCUUUGAGGACAUUGCCAUCUACUUCUCCUGGAAGGAAUGGAGACUUCUUGAUGAGGCUCAGAGACGGCUGUACUAUGACGUGAUGCUGGAGAACUUUACACUUAUAUCCUCCCUGGGUUGCUGCUGUGGAGUAGAAGAUGCGGAGGCACCCCUUGAACAGAGCGUUUCUGUAGGUGUGUCACAGGCCAGCACGCCCAAGGCAGCUCUGUCUUCCCGGAAGACCCACCCUUGUGACAUGUGCGGUCCGGUCUUGAGAGAUGUUUUCCGCCUGGGUGAGCACCAGGGAAAACCAAGCAGCAAGAAACUGUUGAGGUGUGGGGCAUGUGGAAAACGAUUUUACUUCAGCGUAAACUUUCAGCAGCAGCCGGACCAGCAUACGGGAGAGAAACCAUUCAGAAGUAGUGUGGACACGGCCUCUUUUGUGAAGGAAUAUGGAUUUCAUGAUUUAGAAAAGCGCUUUACAUGUAUAGAGGUUCAGAAGGAUUUCAUGCCUGGCUCAGGGCAUCUGCAGCAAGAGGCCACUCAUACUGGAGAAAAGCCAAGCACAAUCAGCCAGUGCAGGGAAACUUUACAGAGUAGUCAUUACACUUGGGGAAAAUGCAAGGAAGCCUUUGGUCCCGAGCAUACACCUGCUCAGGAUCAGGGUAUGCAGCCUGGACGAGCGUGUUUUGUGUGCAGUGAAUGUGGGAGAACAUUCAGGUACAAAUCUUUAUUGACUAUCCACCAGAGACUCCAUACUGCAGAAGGACAUCAGGAGUUUGGCAAAGGUAGGAAAUCCAUUAGGCAAAGGUCUGUCCUUAGUCAAAAUGGAAGGGCUCACACUGGGUCCAGGCAGUACACCUGCAGCAAAUGUGGGAAAUCCAUAAGUCACAAAUCUGUGCUUAUUCAUCCCCAGAGAGGGCACAGUGGAGAAAAUGUUUAUGUUUGCAAUGGAUGUUCAAAAUCUUUUAGCCAUAGUUCAGUUUUAAUUAGUCACAGGGUUCAACCUAGAAAAAGGCCUUAUAAGUGUGGUGACUGUGGAAAAUGUUUUACCUCUAUGUCUAUUCUCAGUUAUCAUCAGAGAACUCACAGAGGGGAAAAACCUUAUCAGUGCAUGGAAUGUGGGAAGUCUUAUAUCUCCAGUACUGGCCUCCGUUAUCAUCGCAGGGUUCACACUAGAGAAAGGCCUUAUAAGUGCCAUGAAUGUGGAAAAUCUUUUUUCUCUACUUCUGACCUCCAUUAUCAUCACAGAGGUCACAGUACAGAAAAGCCUUAUCAGUGCAAUGUAUGUGGCAAGUCCUUUCUCCGAAGAAACGUCCUCAAUGCACACAUAAAGAUUCACUCAAGUGAAAGGCCUUAUAAGUGUAAUGAAUGUGGGAAAUCUUUUAAGUGUAAGGCGACAUUCAUUAAACACCAGAGAGUUCACACAGGAGAAAGACCUUAUGAAUGCAGUGAUUGUGGAAAAUCAUUUAGUACAAGUUCUGUCCUUCGUUCUCACCAGAGAAUUCACACUGGGGAAAGGCCUUAUGAAUGUAGGGAAUGUGGGAAAUCUUUUACCACUAGUUUUGUCCUCCAUAAUCACCAGAGAGUUCACACUGGAGAGAGGCCUUAUGAAUGCGGUGAAUGCGGCAAAUCUUUUACUGCUAGUUCUGCCCUCCACUAUCACCAGAGAGUUCACACUGGAGAGAAGCCUUACGAGUGUAGUGAAUGUGGCAAAUCUUUUACCACUAGUUCUGCCCUUCAGUGUCAUCAGAGAGUUCACACUGGAGAAAGGCCUUAUGAGUGCAGUGAAUGUGGGAAAUCUUUUACCACUAGUUCUGUCCUCCAUGAACACCGGAGAGUUCACACUGGAGAAAGGCCUUAUGAGUGCAGUAAAUGUGGGAAAUCAUUUACUGCUACUUCUGCCCUCCGUUAUCACCAGAGAGUUCACACUACAGAGAGGCCUUACGAGUGCAGUGAAUGUGGCAAAUCUUUUUUCUCUGGGUCUGAUCUCCAGUGUCACCAGAGACUUCACACUGGAGAAAGGCCUUAUAAAUGCAGCGAAUGUGGCAAAUCCUUUCUCCGAAGAAAUAGCCUCAAUGUACACAUAAAACUUCACUCAGGUGAAAGGCCUUAUAAAUGUAAUGAAUGUGGGAAAUCUCUGAACUAUAAGUCGACAUUCAUUCAACACCAGAGAAUUCACACAGGAGAAAAGCCUUACCUAUGCAAUGAAUGUGGAAUGUCUUUUAGUCAUAGUCGUGCCCUACGGAUUCAUCGUCACUGUCACCUUGAAAGAAGUCCUUAUGAGUGUAGUCAGUGUGGGAAAUCUUUUACUUCUAAUUCUUCCUUCAUGUCACACCAGAGAAUUCACACUGGAGAAAAGCCUUAUGAGUGCAGUGAAUGUGGGAAGGCUUUCACUGCUCGUUCUCUCCUCCGUUCUCACCAGAUUGUUCAUACUGAAGAAAAGCCUUAUGAAUGCAGUGAAUGUGGCAAGUCCUUUCCCCGAAAAACUACGCUCAAUGCACACAUAAAGGUUCACUCAGCUGAACGGCCUUAUAAGUGUAAUGAAUGUGGGAAAUCAUUGAAGUAUAGAUCGACAUUCAUAAAACACCAGAGAAUUCACACAGGAGAAAGGCCUUAUGAGUGCAGUGAAUGUGGGAAGGCUUUUAUCAGUCAUCCAGCUCUUAUUUAUCACCGCAAGAGUGCACACAGGAGAAAGGCCUUAGGAGGGCUCUGAAUCUGGAAAAUCUUUCAGCUAAAUCUCCAGACUUACUCAACAUGAGAAACUACACAGUAGAAAAUGUCUUUAUUGGUAACAUGAUGACCUGAAUGCUCAUGUUCACUAAAAUUUCUAUGUUGAAUACCCAUUCUGAUGGAAUAGUAUUAACAGGUGAUAUCUUUGGGAGGUAUUUCAGUAGAGAAUGGUCAGGAGUGUGGAACACUCAUGAGUGGGGUUAAUAUCAUAAUAUCUCUAAAGCAAGUUUCCUUCCCCUAUCAGUCAUGUGCUGACCCUUGAGAAGAUGAUCUAUAAAUCAGGAAGCUGGUGCACCAGUCACAGAACCAGGCCAUAUGCGGAAUGGUAGGUCAGAUAUACAGCCUCCACAACUGGGAAACUUCUUGUUUGUUUACAAGCCCCCUCCUUUGUGAUAUUUUGUUAGAGCAGCCUGAGCUGAGACAAAUGUGAAGAAUAUGGGUAAUCUUUUGACCAAAGAUACAGUUGUGAAAUCCGAAUUCACCUUGGAGCAGGGCCUCAUGGGUGAGGUACAUGACCAUUCCUUUAGUCCAGUGAUCUGUCUUCAUUCCACGCUCAGAGGUCACACUGCAGAAAGAAUUUAAAGUAGCAGAGAAGGUGAUGUUUCCUUGCUUCGUGUAAUCACAGUGGAGGAGAACCGUUUGCAAGGCAGACACCUACCUGAGUUGAACUUUGUUCACCUGAAUGUCCAGAGGGGAGUGACUUACCAUAAUUUGAAGCUAUUUCAGAAAAAUACAGAAGCUGCCUUGUGCUUUUGCUGUGUUUGGAGUCAUUGCUCAAUUGAAAUCACUGCCAGUUUCUGUAGCAAAAGUCACUUCACCCCUGCCACUUGCCAGGUUCCCAUCAUGUGUAUCAGCCACCACGCACCGUGCUCAAGCAUGCUGACCUCUGCGCUUUGUCAUUGGCGACGGACAUUGUGGGUAAUUGGAACUCCUUGUUCCCUUCUAAGUCAGGACGUGGAUGUGACCCAGUGUUGACCCUCCUACCUGAACUGAGUUUGGGGUGUUGUCUUGCAGAGAGGCUGAGUCUCUUAGGACGUUGUUGGUCUCCUGAUGUUUGUGAUCAAUGUGUGCAGCACCCAAGUCACCAGCACAGGAAUUUGGUGCCACGUUUUGCUCUGGUUUAUUCAUUAAUAAAUGCCUUUUUUGUUUAGUUACAUUUAACCUUAUGUGUUGUAUUCACUCAAAGGGGUUGAGAGCAGAAUUGGCGUCUGCCAACAUGAAGAAGUGAACAGAUUUCAUUGCAUCCCAAACUUACUGUGUCUUGGAUAAUUGUAAAUAAAAAAUAACUACGACCCAUACUGUGCAGCUUGGGUGUGAAUUCGCAUUGUGACCCAACACCUUUGUUGUGGGCUGAAUCGUGUACCCCAAAUUCCUAUGUUUAAGUUGUGACCCCCAGUAUGUCAGAAUGUGACUGUAGUUAGACAUAGCAUGUUUCAUGAGAAUGAAGUUGAAGUUUAAUGAGAGUGAGGUUAUUAGGAUGGAGUCUUAGUACUCUUAGUAUGACUGGUGUCCUUAGAAAAAAAGGAGCUGAAAAUAGUGGUACAGAAGGAUGACCAUUUGAAGACCGAGAAAUCCCCAACUCCAAGCCAAGGAGAGAGGCCUCAGAAGAAACUGACCCUGCUGAUACCUUAUGUCCAAUUUCUAGACUCCAGAUUUGUGUGGAAGUAAAUUUCUGUUGUCUAAUCACCUCGUGUGUCGGACACCGUUACGGCAGUUCUGGAUAAUACAGCCCCCUGUGUUGUAUAUCUGGCUUCUGUGGUGGAUGCCAGCAAUUUUCCUGUGCUCAGAGGUCACCCUGAAGAGGAAGCAUCUCCAGUGGUUAUGAAACCAUCUCCAGUGGUUGUGGAGACAACAUGAAUAUUUUGCUUGUCCACAGCUGAUACCACAUACUGCCAGGCACUGUUGAGUGGAAUAUCUACCCCAAAUACUUCAAAGGAGCCAUGUGACCUGAUGCACACUAUUCGUGUGUUACACCACAGGGGCAAGGGAACUGUAAUUGGUAAUCUAGAAGAUAGGGUAAUGAGGGAAUAGAGGAGACAUCAGCCACUUAGUGGAGUGUAUCGCUUAUAAAUAUGUAUCCACCGGUGUUCUAGUGACCGGGCAGGAUCAGUGUGUACAGAAAUUCUUCACUAUCAACACAUGUGUCCUGUGUCCAAGAGGUCACUGUCAUAAAAUAAUCCAAAGGUGUCUGAACUCACAUAUCCUCUUUGGUGUUUACGUCUCAAGGCCAUCGUGCGAGAGAGGAAGAGGAUACAAGACAAGAUACAAGACUGGUUUCAUAGUCCAGAGAGGUAGCUUUUUUGACACGCCUAGCCAGCAUUGUUGGUACCAGCUGUGCCUGUGGCAGAUGCUUGUUCUGAAACAUUCACUUCCCAAGUAGUCUCCCAGGUACUCCCCAGCCUCCUUGGCUGUAAAAACUGGUCGUCCUGGAGUUGGUGGUGCAGGGACCGACUCCUCUUAUGGGUGCCAAAGUCAUGCUUCUGUCCCUGAGUCCGUAAAUAAACCAUUUCUCCUCAAGCUGGACUUCUCAACCUUUUCCCUUGCUUAAGGUUUGGAGGUCACUUUGCGUAUACGUCCCUUCCAGGCAAUGCUACUAUUUUCUUCUCUGGAAGUAUACCACUAUUUACCCAUUCAUCUGUUUGGACCAUUUGGGUUACUUAGAGUUUUGGCGUUUGUAAACAAAGCGCUCUCUAAAAAUUUUCAUUACCGUUCUCUAUGUGGAUAGAGGUUUCCUUUCUCUUGUGGUGUGACUCAAAGCGCAAUGCCCGUCACAGGUAGGUUAGUGCUAAUAUUUUUAAGAAACUGCCAAAAUGUGAUCUAAACUUCAGUUCUGCAUUCCCACCAGCAUGUAUGAGAGUUCCAGUGCCUCCAGUCCCUGCCACUACUUGAUAGUGCCAGUCUGUAAUGUCAGCCCAUUUCAUAAGUGUGUAGUGCUGUUGCCAUUGCAUUUCCUAGGGGUGUUGAUUUUGAGUACUUUUUCGUGUGUUUUUUUACCACCUGUCUAUCUCCUUUGGUACAAUUUCUGUUCAUAUCGUUUGCCCGUUAUCUUUCCGAUGAGUUAUGGCUAUUUCCAUUUUCCUUUACAAAUAAGAAACGCAUACAACAAUGGUA
Messenger RNA from Neofelis nebulosa (Clouded leopard), 7000 nucleotides. RefSeq names its product zinc finger protein 345-like. Bases 1044 to 3872 code for a protein of 942 amino acids. Lineage: Eukaryota; Metazoa; Chordata; Mammalia; Carnivora; Felidae. The transcript is spliced from 3 exons. Gene Ontology annotation, biological process: regulation of transcription by RNA polymerase II. The record is from RefSeq and is a predicted model, not a curated record. Gene Ontology annotation, molecular function: RNA polymerase II cis-regulatory region sequence-specific DNA binding; DNA-binding transcription factor activity, RNA polymerase II-specific.